Messenger RNA from Bombyx mandarina (wild silkworm), 1279 nucleotides. RefSeq names its product peptidyl-alpha-hydroxyglycine alpha-amidating lyase 1. Gene Ontology annotation, biological process: peptide metabolic process. Lineage: Eukaryota; Metazoa; Arthropoda; Insecta; Lepidoptera; Bombycidae. The record is from RefSeq and is a predicted model, not a curated record. Gene Ontology annotation, cellular component: membrane; extracellular region. Gene Ontology annotation, molecular function: catalytic activity; protein binding.
UACACGUAUCUAUAGGCUGUCUGUGAAACUAAUAUAUCAACAAAUAAAGACAAAUUAAUAUUUACCUACCUAUUUACUUAAUUUUAUUUAGUUAAAUUUUACAAUGAAUAAUUUAUUAUGCUUAUUCAAAGUGAUCGUUAUGAUACUGUGCUUAAGAGAAUCAAUUUACGUAAAUGGAUAUGGAGAGCGGGACUAUUUUUCAGACCGAGAAGACAAUAAUCCUGCAUAUUAUAUAUCACCUGCAUUGCAAAAACUAGAGCAUGCACCAGAAUUUGUGAAAGACUGGCCGAAUAUAUCAAUAACACUAGGCCAAGUUUCCGGAGUAACAUUAGACAAUGCAGGCAGGGUGCUAGUCUUCCACCGAGGUGAACAUACUUGGGAUGAGCAUACAUUUACAAAUGGGAAUAUAUACUUGGGAAUUGGAAAACCAGCCAUACAGCACAAAACUAUUUUAAUCUUCAAUGAAACAGGAGAACUUCUUGAUAUGUGGGGUGAUGAUUUUUUUUAUAUGCCCCAUGGCAUAACGGUGGACUCUGAAGGUAAUGUUUGGACCACUGAUGUGGCACUACAUCAAGUGUUCAAAUUUAAUGCUACCAACCGACGAGUGCCUGCUAUGGUGCUGGGAGAAAAGUUCGUGCCGGGAACAGAUGACCAUCAUUUUUGUAAGCCAAGCGCGGUGGCCGUGAUGUCGACCGGUGACUUUUUCAUAGCAGACGGCUACUGCAACCAUAGGAUCCUGAAAUAUAACCCUAAAGGGCAAAUCAUACUGCAGUGGGGUACUCAUAACUCACACUCGCCGUUCUCUCUGAACGUGCCCCACGCGCUGGCGCUGGCCGAGAGCUCGGGGGUGGUGCUGGUGGCGGACCGGGAGAGGGGCAGGGUCGCCAGCUUCCGGCACGACAACGGCUCCUACGUCACCUCGUACAGCAGCUGGCUCAUGGGACCCAGGAUCUUCAGUGUGGCCUAUUCUCCGGUUCACGGAGGUCGUCUGUACGUGGUGAACGGGCCGAACGGCGUGGUCCCGGUGCGCGGCUACGUGCUGGAGCUGGCGUCCGGGCGGCUCGUGGGCACGUUCGACGCGCCCGCCGGCCUCGCCAGCCCGCACGACGUGGCGGCCGCGACCGACGGCUCCGCGGUCUACGUCGCGCAGCUCGCCCCGCACGCCGUCUACAAGUUCGUCGACGAGCGCCUGCGCCACGAGGCGCCGCCCGCACCCCCCGCGCCGCCCGCCGCGCCCCCCGCCGCGCCCCCCGCCACGCCCGCCACUCUCGGUGAGUAG